AUGGCUAACCCUAAACUAACAAAAUGCCAGAACAGUGGUUGUCCGGAGAAAUCCAAUUCCUUAUCCUGGGCGACGACAGACGAAAACAUAUCUACGCCUUUGGUGAUAAACAAAAAUGGUAAGACAGUGAUGUAUUGGGACGUGGCAGAUUACCCGGUUCCUAAGGAUUUAGUCGAUGAUAUUGGUUCGCUUCAUAGGUGUAUAGAAUCGAUUCUUCUGUAUUUGGGCUGUCAUGAGGUAUCUAUUGUGGCUUACGUUUACAAGAAUAGGUUUUCGGAUGAAAUGGAACGUAAAUUUACGGAUGCCAAAAUCUUUGUCGAUUCCUUACCCGAGGCCGAGGGUGGGUCCAUUCCAGGGGAUGAUGACUUUGCGAGAAUGACUUGGAUGUUAGUGGACAUUAUUUGUUUGCCAGUGGUAUUUCCUAAACCAAAUGUUAUUAUAAUAAUCUCAAAACACAUGGAAAAAGAGGCUGUUGAUUGUUUGAAGCUUCUUGACUGUGAGAAGUCGCAGAAAGAGGGUAUCCUUGCAAACUCUAUCGACCACCCUCUCGACGAGGACACAAAUGUAUCUUCAUGA
This is a messenger RNA of Eruca vesicaria subsp. sativa (arugula), 576 nucleotides long. Lineage: Eukaryota; Viridiplantae; Streptophyta; Magnoliopsida; Brassicales; Brassicaceae. The record is from the annotation of a GenBank genome assembly.